UUGUCCCUCAGCGGACCCCGUCGAGACGAUGUAAACAUAGCCAGUGCGGUCUAGGUGUUCUUGAUUGUGUUUUAAACAUAUGAAAUGUCUGCUUUGCGGAGGGUUAAAACAUGGGAAAUCUCUGAAUCCGAGGAAAGCGACGCUGAGACAAAACGCGACGAGAGUGGUAAAAUAGUAGCGAUCAGCACGGCGGAGGAUCAGAGUUCAGACCCCGGGUGCAAAACCCUCUCAUCGCCGUCACCCGCAGUAAACACGGAGAGCAGACACACGUGUGCUUUGUCUCCCCCGCGACCCGAUGGACGAGGCACGCCGAGCCCUGCAAGAAAACGCCGCACCAAGGAGAAGAUAGAGGCGGACAGACAGGCAGUCGGGAAGAGGAAGGAGGCGAGAGAGAGGCAGAGAGCAACGAGAGCCCAGGAGAAGGAGGAGAGGAGACACGCGCAGCAGAGGAGGAAGGAGGCUGCGGAGGAUUUGAAGCGUCUCCGCCCAGAGAACUGCCUGAAGUGUCUGACUGUCUGCGUAGAUGCAGCCCUUCUGCAACAGGAUGGCUCAGACAUAUUGCUGGGCACCCUGGCUACCUUUGAGUGGAGGUUUACUAUUGAUUGCCAGCCACUUCCACGCAGCAUCACCUGGAUCAGAGAUUUACCUCAGGGGGAAGAUGGAUCGGUGGAAGAGGAGCAAGUGGCUCUGGUGCUGGGUCUCAAUGACUUUGUGGACAUGGUGAUCUCUGUGAAGAAAAUGCUAGGCAGUGAGGGGGAGGAGACAGGGAUGGGGUCUUUCCUCGGUCCAAUUUUGGAGUGUCUCAACCGGGAUGCCAAGAAGGUGGUCACUCUCUUAGUGACAGACUCUCAGCUAGAAAAUUACAGGUCAGAUGCUUGUGGUGUGCAUUCACUAGAUGCGAUGCUCCAGUCACAAUCAGGGUUGGAGAACCUGGACAUCAAGGAGGUUCUUGUGUACCUGCAGCUCUGCAAGAAUAUCACCCUCGUCUUCCUGGACGGCUGGCAGGAGGUCACUAACCAUGUGUGUGCCGUCACCAAAGCCUUAUCAAAGCGCCCUUUCAAACUGCUGACAGAGCGGGCAGAGCUGCCCUUCUGUGUGGACGGUUCAUGGGCCAGCGGGGUUCGGGUGGAGAGGGACGGCUCGGGGCUGAUCCAGGUCUGGAGCAGGCAGAUCCAGCAGCUGAACAGAGUUAGUCCUGCUGUGGCCUCCACUGUGACUGCAGCCUACCCGUCCCCGCAGCUGCUGCUGCAGGCGUACCAGCGCUUGGAGUCAGAGGAUAACAGAAAGGGGCUUUUAGCUGGUCUCUUAGUGAUAAGUGGCGGUAAAGAGAGACGAGUGGGACCGGAGAUAUCAGCUCGAGUUUACCGCUGCUUCACGGCACACAACCCGCAGCUGGUCCUAGACUGAUCUGUCCACUUGAGAACCGGAUCACACUUUGUCACCACUAGGCUGCUAAUGUGUUAAUGCUUUUGUUUACAAGCUAAAAAUAGGCCUUAUUUAUCAUGUCCACUAUGUCCGCUAUUUAUACUCAUCUGAACUUCAACAGAUUUGAGGAAUAGAAUAUGUUUAGUAAAAUAACGAAUUAUAUGAUGUGUACUACCGUGAUACAAUAUUUUGUUUGCUGAACAAAUGUACAAAUGCGAGAUGUGUGUUGUUAGAGGAACCUUGAUAAACUAAAUGUCUGUGUUAACCUGUAAAAUAGCCUAUAAAAUGAGCUGCAACAUAA
Cyclopterus lumpus (lumpfish) is the source of this 1726-nucleotide messenger RNA. It is a transcript of the gene eme2, whose product is annotated as probable crossover junction endonuclease EME2. The transcript is spliced from 8 exons. NCBI's taxonomy places the organism in Eukaryota, Metazoa, Chordata, Actinopteri, Perciformes, Cyclopteridae. Gene Ontology annotation, biological process: resolution of meiotic recombination intermediates; replication fork processing; double-strand break repair. The record is from RefSeq and is a predicted model, not a curated record. Gene Ontology annotation, molecular function: DNA binding; nuclease activity. Gene Ontology annotation, cellular component: Holliday junction resolvase complex; nucleus. The coding region runs from base 85 to 1407 and encodes 440 amino acids.